GCCUGCGCUCAGCAUGCAAAAGAGCAGGGCCAAGGGAGCGAGGCGGAGAUGGCAGAGGGGGCGGCAGUGGGCAGCCGGCGAGGCGGUCCGGUCCGGGUUUUGCCGGCAGCCCCCGGGCAGCAGCAGCAGCAGCAGCCCUGUGCAAUGUGGUUCGGCUGUCUAUGUACUUCCAGAGCGAGGAGGGAUGUAGAGAGCCGUAUGUUUUGUACCAGCACCGCAGAUGAUGACCCUGCACUGACCCUGCCCUGAAGACCCCUGCAGCAGCGUUGGAAGGAUUCCCCCAUUGAUUAUAAUUAUUUCAUUUUUGGUGGUUGGUUGGUUAGUUGCCGCGGCGAGUGGGGUUUGGUUUUUUGGUUUGUUCUGGUUUUUUUAACACCAUGUCUAGUCCUGGUGCCCCUCAAGACGCUGGUAACAAGCCCAACAUGUUGGACAGAAAUAACCCAGAGGACUCGCAGCCCCCUGUUAACUCCGAGAGGAGGAACAAAAGUGGGAUCAUAAGUGAACCUUUGAACAAAAGUCUUAAGAAAUCGCGUCCACUCUCCCAUUACUCCACCUUCAGCAGCAGCAGCUCGGUAAGCGAACAUUCAGAGAAAGGAAACUCCUUAGCUAAUGGCAAUGAAGCAACAACUGUGGAUAAAAGUCACUCUACCUCAAAGCACAAAAAUAUCUCUAGUAUGCUGAGCAAAUCAGACAGGGCGUCAGAAAUCUCAUCAGAAGGACAGAUCAGCCUACAACAGUUUGCUCAGUCUACAGAUAUGCUCAAAAGAGUGGUACAGGAGCACAUUCCUUUACCAAAUGACCACGGGACUGGUAUCUCUGAUAUGGAAGCGGUCUCAGCUGCAGAGACAAUGAACAGCCCAUGAUUUCCUUACCUGGGGGCUUUUCCCAUAAACCCAGGCCUUUUCAUUAUGACACCUGCUGGCGUGUUUCUGGCAGAGAGCGCGCUCCAUAUGGCUGGCUUGGCAGAGUACCCAAUGCAGAAUGAAUUGGCAUCUGCCAUCAAUUCUGGGAAAAAGAAACGGAAAAGAUGUGGCAUGUGCCCUCCGUGCCGAAGACGGAUAAACUGCGAGCAGUGCAGCAGUUGUAGGAAUCGCAAAACUGGCCACCAGAUUUGCAAAUUCCGAAAAUGUGAGGAACUCAAAAAGAAGCCGUCUGCAGCGCUGGAGAAGGUGAUGCUUCCUACAGGAGCUGCAUUCAGAUGGUUUCAGUAGGAAUGAGAAUUCCAAAGCUCUGUCAUCCAAGUGCAAUGUCACUGCUUGCUUGUGUUGUCUCAGGCAAGGAAUUUUUUGGCUGAAAUGAAUGGAUGCACCCGUGUCUCUUUAGAACCAAAAAUAUUUUCUCGCAGAUUUCAUUCCUGUUUUAUAUAUAUAUUUUUUUUGCAUUUGUUUUAACAUCUUCAAGUCCUAGUAAAACAUUUAACUGCUUUUCAAAUAAUAAUAAUAAAAAAAUGGAUCUGUAAAGUACCAAGACUUAAUAGACAGAGUAUGGACAAUCAGUUUCUUUCUGUGUUUUGGUGUUGAUGUUGUUUAUGUGUGGAAGAUGCAGUUCUUGUGUAGAGAAUGUAAAUUUACAGUAACCUUUUAAAAUCUAGUUACUAAUAAGCACUACUGUAAUUUAGCACAGUUGUUUAAUUACACCCUCAUUUAUACUUUUUAUUUGAUUAUUUCCCAUCAUAAAAUAGAGUGGAUAGUUUCUAGAAUGCCUCAACUUCAUGUUUAUAAAUGAGAAUAUGUUUAAAACGAUGUAGUAUCCCUUUUCCUAACCAUUCACAUAUGUAAGUUUAACCAGCAAGAAGCUUGGUAUUAAAAAUGAAAGAAAAAUUGCUGCAAAAUGGGCAGUCUUGGAAAAAAAUCAUUGUUAGUUUAUUAAUCUAGAACAAGAAAUACUGCAUACAGGGAAAACAAGAUCCUAAUUGCAAUGGUUUACUUAUAGAAAUCGUUUUUAUAAACUUACUGAAGUUAAAAGCAAAAUAAAAAAAAUUGCAGGACCUGUGCUGAAGCAGUUCUGAAAGCUAAUAUUUCUCUUAUGUUCAAAUCCCCGUCUCUCCAGCUCUCUCUACAUCAGUAAAUUGAAAUGCUGUUUGUACUGUUUUAGCGAUCCAGGCUGUUUUGUGAAUAAAAUGAAUGCAUGUUUUGUGUCAUGA
Molecule: messenger RNA, 2143 nt
Organism: Dermochelys coriacea (leatherback sea turtle)
Lineage: Eukaryota; Metazoa; Chordata; Testudines; Dermochelyidae
Gene: CXXC5
Product: CXXC finger protein 5
Cellular component (GO): nucleus
Molecular function (GO): methyl-CpG binding; zinc ion binding
Source: RefSeq, a predicted model, not a curated record